Molecule: messenger RNA, 2211 nt
Organism: Recurvomyces mirabilis
Lineage: Eukaryota; Fungi; Ascomycota; Dothideomycetes; Mycosphaerellales; Teratosphaeriaceae
Exons: 2
Coding region: 1-2211 (736 amino acids)
Source: RefSeq, a predicted model, not a curated record
AUGGCCAGUGAAUACCUCGACCACGAUGAGGACACCAGCAGUAACUUCUCAAGCAUGAGAGACAGCAUGUACCUUCUGGCCACGCUCAACCAAUAUAGUAUAAACGGGGAUGUUUUGAAGAUCAAUCGUCAAGGCUCCAAGGCCGCCGAAGGAUUGUUGCGGGUCACGUUGUUCAGCAAAGAUCUUCGUCUGCUCAAACGCCAGUACGUACUCGAUGAGCUUCACCAUGCGCAACCAGUCCUCGAGCCGCAAGUGGCAAGCACUUUGUCCUCGUCUCAAGCUAUAUUCGCAGACUUCGACCAUUCGGCUGACGCCGAAGGACGACUGGAGCCAGAUGAAGAACUCAACUCAAUGCGCCAAAGGCUUGCCCGCCAGCUUCGAGAGACACGCAGGAAAGGCGUUGUGCCGGUUUUUGUGAGUACAAUGUGGUUCUUGUUCGCAUUAGCGAUAUCUAUUCAAAGCUCAUUUGGCCUCCUUGGCCAGGAUGCUGUGGCACACGACCUGGCACUUGGCUUACUCUUGUCCUGGCUCCCGAUUGUCAUACUUUGCAGCAUCGUAGACCGGAAUCCUGUAUCAGCGGACGAUAUUCGUAAGAAGUUGAAUAGGCUCGUCGAUCAUGUCAGACAAUCCCUUAUGGACGAAGACAUCUGCAGAAGGUUUGUCUUGACCAUCGACGAUGUAAAACAGCGAAAGCAAAUGCGGCACGACAUUGCGAAGCUGAGUCUAGCUUGUGGCAGCAUGAAAGGCGCACAAUUCUUCGAGAAGUUCGCCGGCCAAGGUCGACAGAAGUGGCACUAUGGCGCCGCUCAUGGUAUCCUCUGCGACAUAGAGGAUGCUUACAUUGCUGAAAGUGGACGUCACUGGCUCAGAGAUGAGAAGCGUGCUCGGACGUACUUGGUUCUCGGCGAUAUACGCGGUGGCUUGGACUGGCUUGACUAUCGCGAGCUGCAACAGGUGGUCGUCGCAGUAGUAUGUGUUGAAGCAACUACAUUUGGGGCAUGGAUUGUAUCUUACUUUACUCCGACCGUGGGACUAGGGUGUAGAAGCUUUGGAUAUACGGUCUUCGGUACCAUAGCGUUUGGUCUUCUGGUAAUCGAAAUCGGAUUAUGGUGGUGGUGGGAUGCGCAGAAGAAUGAGCUUAAGCAGCUCGGACGCAGAGCGACAAGCGUGGGUUUAGACGGAACCAGGCUUGCAGGGCCACGGGCAGCUGUGCGACGUGCUUGGGUAGCAGGCCUAGAGUGGACCUGCGUAGGCUUCAUGCAAUUCGCACGAGCGAUACUACCACGACCUGCCGUUGUUAAAAUGGUUGAUCGGUGGCAUGCUUUGGCGGCAAGGCUGACUGCUUUGGGAGCAAGGUUGACUGCUUUGACUCCACAACAACGCUGGGAUCGUCUCUUCUUCAAGCCUGUCGAGUUGACUAACACUGCUUGGCUGACGUAUCGAAUGCUUGCUCAGACCUUUGGCAGCGACAACACUUGCGAAUGUAUGAGUAGUAUCUAUGCCGGUGGAGGAGGCUACAUUGAUCUCUCUCAGUGGAGCGUAGUGUCCAAUGGACAGUACGUCCGCUAUUACUGGGCUACAGGAACGACGAUCUCGGUCAUGAUUACAGGCCUGGCUAUGUCUUACAUUGUGCUGGAGUGGUGUCUGCAAUCGCAUCUCAGCACUGCCAACGCACACGAUGCGGCGAUCGGGCUACGUCGAGUAAGGAGGUUCAGGCAAUACACAUACCCAAUGCGGUGGGUAUGGUACGUGAUCGACGACAUCACACACAGCAUCGAGAACGUCCUGGUGAAGCUUUGUAAGACCUUGGGAAUCCUUAGUCCAACAUACCGACCGCGAAACAUUGGUCUCCGCUGGGCAGUAUCUCCGAUGAACAAUCGACAAAAUCGAGUUGAUCCGGCGAGAGCAUUCUCGCUGGCCACACCAGGUCCAGUCAGAAGGCGCGCAGAUAGCGAAAUACCACUGGUCAGCUUCAGCAGUGCUAGUGAGGAUCAUGCCAACCAGUCUCCGCCAUCCACGGCCUGGAGCGAGCACUACCGCAGCCCAUCUGAUGCAGGCAGCGGAGGGUCCCCAAGUGAGGUUCGGCGCGGGUUGUUAGCUCCAGAUGGCCAUCAGAGACCCUCGUAUGAGCGCCAGAGCAGUAGCAAUGCUCCUUCCAUGCAAUCGUUUGACCGGUCGAUCUCACCGUCACAUAGAAUAAGUGAAGUCUAG